Gossypium raimondii (Peruvian cotton) is the source of this 1782-nucleotide messenger RNA. RefSeq names its product aluminum-activated malate transporter 2. The record is from RefSeq and is a predicted model, not a curated record. Bases 297 to 1694 code for a protein of 465 amino acids. The transcript has 6 exons. NCBI's taxonomy places the organism in Eukaryota, Viridiplantae, Streptophyta, Magnoliopsida, Malvales, Malvaceae. Gene Ontology annotation, cellular component: plant-type vacuole membrane. Gene Ontology annotation, biological process: malate transport.
AAUGAAAUGCUUUUAGGUAAGGCAAGGUUACAGAUCUUGAACUUAACUUUGGAUCUAACUUAUUUGUCUCUAGAAUUUCAUAUAACCACGCACAGCGCUCCAUGCCGAUUUGUCAGUCUGUUUCAGUGCCCGAGGCUCCGAGUUGUAAUUACGCGCAAUUAGAGCUCCAAAUCAACCCAUCUUUUGCUUAUAAAUACUUGGCAUCCGAAACAAAAACCAUGUAAUCUCCUGACUUCUCUCAAUUCACUCUUUUUCACCUCUUUCUCAAGUCUUGUCUUUCAUUUCUGGAAUAUCAAAUGGAAACAUUGACAUCUCCACAGCAGCAGAGUUCUGGACCCAUAACUCGUGGGUGCCAAUGGUUCAAGGCAUUGCCAAACAAAUUUUGUGAUAAAACAAUGGAGAUUGUAAGGAAGACAAAGAAACUCGGACAAGAUGAUCCUAGAAGAAUAGUUCAUUCCCUAAAAGUAGGGCUAGCUCUAACGCUUGUUUCAUUGUUCUACUACUUUAAGCCACUCUAUGAUGGUUUUGGAGACAGUGCAAUGUGGGCUGUUCUAACUGUUGUAGUUGUCUUAGAAUUCUCCGUCGGUGCAACACUAGGUAAAGGUUUCAAUAGAAUGUUGGCGACAUUCGUUGCAGGUGGCUUGGGCGUUGGAGCUCACUGCUUAGCAACUCUUGCUGGAAGAAAAGGGGAACCCAUCUUGAUAGCAACUUUUGUCUUCAUUAUAGCUGUAAUUAUGACAUUUAUGAGAUUCUUCCCAAAAAUGAAAGCGAGAUAUGACUAUGGACUGUUGAUAUUCAUUUUGACCUUCUGCUUAGUAUCUGUAUCGGGUUACCGAGAUGACCAAGUGCUAAAAAUGGCCCAUGAAAGGUUCUCAACCAUCUUAGUUGGUAGCUGUGCUUCUCUCAUUGUUUGUAUCUGCGUUUGCCCGGUUUGGAUCGGUGAGGAUCUCCACAACUCCGUAGUUACUAACAUGGAAAAGCUUGGGAAUUUUUUUCAAGCCUUUGGAGACGAAUAUUUCGAAGUAUCUGAAGAACAUGAUCAGUCCAGUGAGAAUAAUAAGUCAUACCUUCAAGGAUAUAGAAGUGUUCUAACCUCUAAAAGCAGUGAAGAAACAAUGGCUAAUUUUGCAAGAUGGGAACCCGGCCAUGGACCAUUCGGGUACCGUCAUCCAUGGAAAAUGUACCUGAAAAUUGGAAACCUUACUCGGGACUGUGCAUACAAAGUUGAAGCUCUUAACAACUACCUUAACUGUAAAAUCCAGACUCCUGUAGAAAUCCGUGGGAAAAUUCAAGGGCAGUGCAAAAGGGUCAGCCUGGAAUGUAGCCGAGCUUUGAAGGAAAUGGCGUCGACAUUUCGUAAAAUGGUUCGAACAAGAUCUGCUAUUGUGCACAUUGAUAGCUCAAAGGAAGCUGCUGAAGAGCUCAAAACCCUCCUGAGAACAAAUCUUUGGGAAGAAGCAGAUUUGCUGGAGAUUAUACCAGCUGCUUCAGUUGCUUCACUUCUGCUGGAAAUCAUUGAGUGCAUUGAGAAAAUUUCUGAAGCUGUAAAUGAAUUGGCGAAGGCGGCAGCCUUUAGAAAUGGGAAUGCUACAGUCUUGCCCGAACAACCAGAUUCCAUCCACCAGGGAGAAGCCCAAAAUGAUUCUAACACUGCCAUGCCUGUGCCACAUGUUGCCAUAAUAGUGGCGGAAUAAUUAUAAUUUUUACGCGUAAUGAAAACUUUAUUGUGUAAUUUUUUUAUUCUCUAACAAAUUUUUUCUUCUGAUUUUUCAUAUUUCUUUA